AUGAAUUAUAAACACGAUGCCGAACAAAUCAAUAGUUCAAAUACUGCGUACAAUGACAUAAAGGAGAACGAUGAGGAAACCAGCAAUGAUAUGAUGGAAAAUGAGAAAUUAAAUAAAACAAAUCAAUCAGCUGGGGAUACUUGGAUUCAGUUUAAUAGAGAAUGCUGUGGUCCAUUUGGUGGCUUUGGUUUUGGUGGGGGUGGUGGAGGGGGCGGUACCAAAAGAUCUAGCCGAAAACCAAGAGUACAACAAACCCUAGAUAUACGAAACUUCGUGUUUAUACUCUUCGUUACAUGCCUUUUGCAUUUCGUCACUAUUGGCUGUUAUUUGUACGCCAAAUCGGUCGCAGAAGCAAAGUUAGUUAGAAAGAAACUCUUUAUAGCAAGUUUGCUAGCUGGUAUAAACAUAAUGAAUUUCGGCUUGGCAGAGAUAUCGAUUAUGUUCUAUCCCAUAUUUAUUAUAGCCGGUGGAGUUGUCUUAGCGUUCUUUGUAGCCGAACUUUGGAAUGCUAUGUGUUCUGUGUGUGAGGCGUUCAUGAUAGUAUUGCAGCUGAUCGCGAAGGAGAAAAUAGACACCAAUGACUUCGAUAUCCCCCUAACAUCCACACUGUUGUAUACAAGUCUUUUCAAUCUUCCAUUACAACUAUGCUCGAGCAGAGAAGAUGAAGAAUAA
This is a messenger RNA of Leptosia nina, 672 nucleotides long. NCBI's taxonomy places the organism in Eukaryota, Metazoa, Arthropoda, Insecta, Lepidoptera, Pieridae. The record is from the annotation of a GenBank genome assembly.